CUCUUCCAACUCCAUAUUGCAGAGCUCAGUCUCAGAAUCUCAGACACUCAGACACUCAGAAUCUCGUUCCAUUCAUUUCCAAGCUUUUUUUGCAACCGAAACCUCCAACCCCCCGCUAUCACCUUUUGCUUGUCGCUGCCGGUUCGCCUUGUUGUGUGAAUGAUGCAGAGCGCCGUGUUCUAUGGCAGCGACCAGGUGACGACCGUCUCGUUCAAGGUGCCCGAGUCGCUGUCGGGCGAUCUUGUCUACGACGCGUCGCGCGAGUCUGCCGGGCGGUCGUUUGCGCGCUACGGCGAGCUCGUCCAGUUCCUCAUGAUUGUCGGAUGCCCCAUCCACGACAUUGGUCGCAUGCCGGCGCAGUACGAAGCCUGGCGAGCAGAGUUCUCGACGCUCCAGAUUGACGUUCGCGUCCAGCCCUUGCCCCCACUGCCCAACGGCGGCGAGGAGGACCAACCCCGUCCAGGGCAGAAUGCUGCUGGUGCUACCAUCACGAGCACGCAGGCGCUACUGCACGCGAGCGGUGCGGCGUCGUCUUUAUCAUCAGGUCAAUUCGUUCCCGACACGCCGCUCGCAACGCUGCUGGCGUCCCCGACAGCCAAGAUCCAGCUGCAGCCAUACUCGGUGAGCAACUCUGCACGGCGGUAUGACGAAGCGGAUUUCCAAGAGCGGGCGGCAACUUUGCCGGAUCCAACCGACGCUCGUGCUUCUGCUUCUGACGACGCGACGAAGCAUCACGAUGCUGCUGCAACCAGCAAGUCUCGUGCGCUUCCUCGUGACGGCGGUGUUCGGCGAAGUUACAGCGUUGCUUACGGUCCAAAGACGCAGCUGUCGCAUUCGUCCAUUCCCCUCGCCCACGCAGACAAUGGAGACAUUAUUUACCUCGUAUCAACGUAUCUUGGACACAUUCCCCAAUGUCAGCGUAUUCAAUUCACCAUCAACACCAAUUCUGUGCAGGCUGGCAGCGCCAUGGACUUGACGGCACUCAAUCUCGUCACGCCGAACGAAUUCCUCGAAGUAUUGGCAUCGCGGUCGGUACCCAAUCAAACUCUGAACAAUCAUGCUCUGCGCGGGGCUUUGACAUCAUCCGCUGCUGGAGAAGCUGGGGGUCCCACAGCCCUGUCUGCCGCCGCCAUGUUGCUUUCUCGACGCGCUGCGCUGGUAAACACGGAACAGGCAAAGCGGCCAUUCACCUGCACAGCCGACUUUGUUCUUGAUCUCAUCCCACCGCCUCGCGUUGAGAGCUCUGCAGCACGUAUUGGAAGGAGCUUGUUUUUGAGCUUUCACAUCUCCAAUCCGCACGAACGCGAGCGAAUCAGCUUGCAUGGCGUGGACUUUUCGGUUGCUCGAGGAGGUCCUUCUGCAGUUGUGUCGUCGGGCUUGGCGCCGGUGCCUUCAGAAGACGCGGGCUCGACACUGCAGCUCUGGCUCACGGGCGAUACCGAGUUUCCAAUCACGCUCAGUCCCGGGGAACGCUACACUUUUGUGUAUCGCAUCGACGAGACGGUGCCCCGAACCACCUUCAUUCACAGUAGUGUAAAGAGUGCGCGCGGGUUGCUGUUUGUGCGUUGGAAUCCGAGCACGGCUGGCUGCACUGAAGAUCAAGUCAUCACGUGCGACUAUGGCAUUUCUGACCUGGCCGAGUUUGCCAAUCCGCAGUUGACCAUUUCGUCGUGCGUGGUUUCCGAAGGGACCGAAUUGCAAGCCAGCUCUGAUGGCACAACGUUCGUCCAGCGUGCGUCCGUCGGUGUGAUUUGUGUUCAGUACACUGUCGGCAAUCUCAGUUUGCAGUCCACGGAGGCGACGCUCUUACUGGGCGGUUCCGAUGCUCAUUCGAAGGAGGAAGUGGCUGUAUUGCAAGGCUCUGAGGUUUCCAGUGCCCAGUUGGAGUGUCUGACACCUCGAAUUCGAUUGGGCCCGCUAGCAACUGGCGCUUCGCUCGUUGUGACUGGGCAAUACAUUGCACGCUCUGCUGGGGUGGUUACAAUUCCAUUACCGCGCGUGUUCAACCAGCAGCUGCAGCAAUACGCAUCCAUUAGUGGCUCCGAUUUGAUUGUUGCCGUGUCAUAGUUCUUGACCCUUUGUUUGUUGCGCUGUCAAUACUUUCGCCGUUCCUUUACAACCUUUUGUGCGUUUUCGUCAAUAUCAUUUAAUAAAUGCUACAUUUUUCAUGCAA
This is a messenger RNA of Capsaspora owczarzaki ATCC 30864, 2173 nucleotides long. RefSeq lists its product as hypothetical. The transcript has 3 exons. NCBI's taxonomy places the organism in Eukaryota, Filasterea, Ministeriida, Capsasporidae. Bases 160 to 2067 code for a protein of 635 amino acids. The record is from RefSeq and is a predicted model, not a curated record.